Molecule: messenger RNA, 2800 nt
Organism: Spea bombifrons (plains spadefoot toad)
Lineage: Eukaryota; Metazoa; Chordata; Amphibia; Anura; Pelobatidae
Gene: RIN1
Product: Ras and Rab interactor 1
Exons: 11
Coding region: 315-2717 (800 amino acids)
Biological process (GO): signal transduction; vesicle-mediated transport
Cellular component (GO): endocytic vesicle; cytosol
Molecular function (GO): small GTPase binding; guanyl-nucleotide exchange factor activity
Source: RefSeq, a predicted model, not a curated record
AUUUCACAAGUCUGUGCAGGGUAAACGCGCAAGAAAGUUAGAGAGAGAGAGAGAGAGAAAAAAAGGGAGGAGGGAAUUGGAGAGAAUAUUCAUGGAAAUCAUGAGUGAGCAAGGAGCUGCGUAUGCACCUUGCAACACUCUAAGGGUUAGUCACCCUGGGAACACCCUCCGGGGUGGGGGAAAAGAAAGAAAGAGAGGUUCCGGACUCAGUGGAUCCCGGUGGAGAAGAAGCAUGAUCCUAUAAUCCUGUCCCCAAAUUCAGAUUAAGCGCCUUGUACAAAGGCUACAUUAAAAACGGAACUGAAAUUACUGGAAUGGACACUGUAUCUGACCAUUGUACUGGAGGCAACAAUAUAGUGGAACCUGAACCUGUGUAUGAUUAUCCUCAUAAAGAGUCCUCCUGUUCCCCAUCCCCAAGGGGUUCACCCACCUCCAUCGGCAUCACUGACCGGCUUCUCCUCACUCAAACAGUGUGGUUCCACCCAAGGGUCAACUCAGCUACUGCCCUUCAUAUACUACAGAGAGAGCCACCAGGGACAUUCCUGGUGAGAAAGUCUAGCACUCGGCAGCGAAUGGUUUUAUGUGUGCGACUAUCGGAUGACCGCGGACCAAGUUUUGUGCAUCAAACUAACAUACAUGAGAGUUCUGCAGGUGUUUACCUGGAACAGUCAACACUAACAUUUCCAGAUCUUGUAAGACUGGUGUCUUAUAACAUUAGUGAGAGAGAUGUUCUUCCUUAUGCGCUUCGACUUCCAGCAGCUAUAGAGAAAGUAACUUCACAAAAGCAGUUAGAAGCAAUUUCCCACCUCGGGCUAGAGUUCUGGAACUCAUCCCUCAAUGCUCGAGAUCCUUCUGGAGUGUCAACUUGUUCUUACUCUACAUCUGCCCUUCCUUUGACACCAACUCCCCCAGAUCUUCCAGAUCCAAUCACUCCAAGUAUCCUUCCUACACUUAAAACCCGAAGCCCACAUGAGGUUUCUACAGAAAGCAAGGAGGGUGCUCUUUUCUUUUCGAAUCCUCUCUUUAAACCCAAGGACACUGGGGCUCUCAAACGUUCCCACUUUCAGAAAAGUAUUAAGGUUAGGGUAUCAACAGAAAACUCUGGUUCUCUUUCACCUCCCCUAGAUCCACCUCCUCCAGUUCCUACCCAGGAGACAGUCGCAGAGGAAGAAGAGGUAGUGACUACAGUAGCAUCCCAGGAAGUAGAGUCUGAACAAACAAAAGAAGCAUCAGAAGACCAAGGGUAUAGAAAACCUCGGUCUUCCCUUAGACAACGACUUAAGAAGAGCUUCAGCAAAGGAAGCAUUGAGUUAGGAUUAAAAAAAGUGCCCAAAGAUGUGGGGGACUAUAAUGUCCCUGUGUCUGUCAAAAGAUUACCAGACCCAAAGGACAUGGGAGAGCACAAUUCACACGAUGUAACUCCUUUGGAAGAACAGGAUAGUGGGUCAGUCAGCAGUGCAGAAGGCGGCACAUCAGAGGACGGGGGGAAAUUUUCUCCACAACUUACAAGAAGAAAAAAGAAAAGGAAUGGACGUUCCUCUUUUCGAGCCGUUAGCGGGGCCUUUCUGUCUCUUCUGUCCCCAGAAAGGAAGAUCCUUAUGUUUAUAGAAGAAAUGGGGAGGGAUGUUACACAUGAGUUUGGAAAAGAACUGAAGGCAUUCUUGAGGAAUGUAGAAGAAAGUAGGAGUGUGGCUAAAAACAAGGAGACAGAGGUCGGUGAAGGAUCCCACAAAACGUUGUUAACAGAGGUUAGAGAGUUCAUGAACAAAAUGAAGAAUGUACUUAAGGGAAGCACAGAGUUGGAGCUCCACGUGCUUUCUUCUGAAGAUGAAGACCGGAUUCUUGAGAAGGCACUUCACCGUCUUAUCCUGAAGCCACUGAAAUCUCACCUUGUGAAUGAAAUCCAAAAAGGAAUGGAGGAAAAUGGAGAACUUGAGAGACUUGGUAAAAACAUGCAAGCAGUACAAAGAGGGGGACCAACCCUUCUUGGUGUUUCUUUGGGAUCCCCAACAAUUCAAGACCUGGAGAGGAUUCGACACAAGCUGCUGAGAAUGCAGGAAAAAUAUUCUCCAUGUGACAAGGUCCGUCUGCUUCUCCAAGCCUGCAGAGGGGUUUACCGGAGCAUGGACUCGUUGCAAGACGAUGCAUGUGGUGCCGAUGAGUUCCUCCCUGCCCUGUGUUAUGUGCUGGCUCUGUGUAAUAUGCCCCAGCUAUUGAUACACACUCACUAUACAACAGAGCUCCUGCCCCAGGACACCCUCAUGGGGGAAGGAGGCUACUACCUUACUAGCCUGUCUGCUGCCUUGUCCGUUCUCUCGUCGCUGCACACUCACCCCCAAGACACUGGACUAUCUCUAAGAGAAUGGCACCGCCGGAGACAAGGUCUACCUUCACUUAACGACCUCCAGAACUUUCUACGAGUUGCUCAUCAAGACCCAAUGAAUGGCUGCACUACUAAGACCAUACUCCUGCGCCCUUCACAGACAGUAGCUGACCUAAGCCAUCUCUGUGCCCUCAAAUUUAAGCCUAUGGUUCCUGAGGAAUAUGUCAUUAUUCUCCACUCUGGUGAGGAUCAACAAAUUCUCUCUCCUGACUCUCGGCCUCAAGAAAUAAAAGCAAAACUAAAGGAAACAGGAUCCAGUUUCUACUUCUGUUACCAACGUGUAGAGGACUGCAAAGAAGAGGAGCUUACAAAGGAUGUGCCACAGGACCUAUGAUAUUUCAUAACUUUGAUGAAGAAAAAAAAUCAAACCGCAUAAACUAAUAAAAACCAGAAAUGUUCAAUUGUUUGCAAUGUAAC